Molecule: messenger RNA, 459 nt
Organism: Amoebophrya sp. A25
Lineage: Eukaryota; Dinophyceae; Syndiniales; Amoebophryaceae
Source: the annotation of a GenBank genome assembly
AUGGCCGCGGACUGGCUUGCCUAUGGGGGGAAUCCGCAUGCUGGGAGGAGCAAGAAUGCGGCCAGCGGAAAUACUGAAGUUGUACAUCAUCUUGAUCAUCAUCUAGUAGAAGUUCCAGAUCCAGUUGUAGUAGAAAAAGAUCAAAAUACCCGUCGCGUUCUUCGUAGAAGUGGGAAACUUUUAGUUGUGAAGAGAAACGCGCAUGAUCGAAAGAAGAAAAUUCCUAGAAGUGAAGAAAAUUACCACGCUGUUGCUUCUUCUCGCUGCAGCUGCACAUCACAAUUGCCGUCGCUGCUGCAUGGUGUUGCUCUACAACAGCCAUUCGCCUUCUCGCAGCUGCUUGCUGACAUCAAUCUGCUUCACACGCCAGCCAUCUCUACCACUUCUUUGCUGGUUUGCCCCAUGAAGUCACAUCACGAUCCCCGACUACCUCGUAGAUAUAGCGGAAGCCACUACUGA